GCCGUACGGGGAGCGAGCGAGACGACAGUCCCGGGCAGCGCAUAGUUGCGUUUCAUCAAAACAAAAACGCAGCAACAAGAGAACAAGCGCUCGGAAUAGUAAGGCAAGCGGUGCGCCACGAUUAGUUUUGGUACGUUUUCGUUCGCUGUUUUUUCCCCGUGGUGCAAUUGCACAAUUACAAUUCGCAUCGCAUCGCGACACAACACAAACAACGCGUACGGUGAAUCCCUGCCCACCCACACGCAACUAGCGCGUGGUUCGGUUCGAGGCAUGGCCGAGGCUGCACCGUUUGGCAUGAGUCAGCUACUGCACUAGCGCCUAACACUCCUGCCCCGAUGACAGAACUCGGGCAAGGGAUCGAGUGAAGCUGCGUUUUGUGUGUGUUUUUUCCCCGUUCAAGAACCGAAGGAAAAGACGUCUCCAGUUUUGUUGCGGUACCCCGGUAAAGACGGACACCAAUCUCUCCUGCCCCACUCUGGUGAAGCGUAUCGAGCGGAGGGAGCUGCAACCAUGUCGAACCUUUACCUACUUCCAAUCUCCGUGUUUUUGCUGUUCAAUUUCACCUUCAUCGGCACGUACAUUGCCGCAGUACUGCAAGGGCAUGUGGUGCCGACGGUACCGUACAUCAGCGAUGCGGCCACCUACUCACCCGAAAGCUGCGUGUUUGGGCAGUUCAUCAACAUUGGCUGUGUGCUGCUUGGCAUCACCAUCUACGUGCGCUACCGGCAGAUACAGGAGCUCUCGUUCCGGCACAGUGACGUCCGGCAGGCGCUGGGCCGGUGCAGCGGCAUCGGCUUCUGGAUCGGUAUCGGCAGCUGUCUCGGCAUCAGCAUCGUCGGCAACUUCCAGGAGACGAACGUGCGGAUCGUCCACUACGUCGGUGCGUUCCUGAGCUUCGGGCUCGGCACGGUGUACUUCUGGAUACAGUCGUACAUCUCGUACUACAUCCAGCCGUACAUGGGCACGAUGCAGAAGGCGAACCUGCGCAUGGCCCUGUCGGUGGUGUGCACCGUGUUCUUCAUGAUCGUCGCGGUGACGGGCGUCAUCUCGCACAUCCUGUUCCGCGGGACGGACCCCCGCAAGUGGUACCCGUCGGACGGGGGCUGGGAGUAUCACGUGGCCAGCUCGAUCUCGGAGUGGAUCGUCGCGACCGCCUUCUGCUUCUACGUGCUCACGUUCACGGACGAGUUCCGCACGAUGCAGCUGGAUCAUCCGCCGCUUAUUCUGCUGGAAAUUGACUCAUCGCGAACGUACGAACCGGUCAUCAACGAUGCGCCCGUCGCCGUUAUCUCGUGAUUUGAAUCGCGGCACGAUGGCAACGAGCGCACCAGCCUGCGAGCAUCAACGCACAGCCUUAGCCGACCGGGCGCACCCGCUGACGACGAUGGUGAGGACGGGGGUGAGGACGGGGACGGUGCCAGUAGCAACCAAAACCACCGUCCGGUGCGAUCCUUCAGCGAUACUGAUCUCAAACUGCUCUGCCGGCGCUGCUCCGAGCCGGUCCGGUUCGCCGGCGGUCGAAAGCGCUCCCCGGUGGCAAGGGGUACGCCCCAGUCCCGGCGUACACCGUCGGCCGGGUGCAGUGUUGCGAACCAUCCGCCCGUCGCCGCGGGCAAGCUUGGCUCGCUGACACUGUCGCUGAUGCUUGUCGCCCUGAUGGAAGCACUGCACUCCCUUACCCUUUACUUUAGUGACAGCCUGCGGCAGAGCUACAUUUGAUCGUACGUCGUGUUCCGGUUUUCCACUUCUCCCUGCGACCGAUCGGGGUCACUGUGCACCCUAGCAAUCCCAUUUAGCGAUAGUAUAGGAAGGAAGGUAGUUUCGUUACAUGCACACUUUUAUUUAAUAUUUACAAGAAAAAGGCCACCAUGUUGGGGAUUUAGUGUGGCGAGGAGUAAUAUUAGGUUUGAACAAAAAGGCAAUUUGGUUGUUUUAUUUCUCUUAGUCUCUUAGCACCACCUCCCUUAUCCCACUUAGCUCUCGAAUGCUCUGCAGUUAGGAUCCGAGCAUCUUUAAGCGAGUGAAGUAUGCAGUUAUUUGUUGUAAAUGAAGUCUGGUACUGAAGCGUUGGAGCAAGAUCGGUAGGGUAAGGAAGAAACAACAAUGAGCUGUGUUAUAGAAGAAUGGAAAACAAAUACCAAUGCUCGUAAUAAUUCGCUAGUGAUGAAAUAAAAAACAAAACAUAAUCAACUACA
Molecule: messenger RNA, 2195 nt
Organism: Anopheles arabiensis
Lineage: Eukaryota; Metazoa; Arthropoda; Insecta; Diptera; Culicidae
Product: DNA damage-regulated autophagy modulator protein 1
Exons: 4
Coding region: 511-1296 (261 amino acids)
Source: RefSeq, a predicted model, not a curated record